GAUACGGACGAUGUGUUAUUGCCAGUGGACAUAAACAGGCAUUUUAUUCAAAAUUUAAAACCGAGUCAGAUACAUUCACACACUCGACCGUAUUCUGUGAUUAUUGCGCGCGCAGCGAGCGUCGACGUCUUUUUUUAUAUCACGCGUUUCAACGUUUUUUUCUUACAAAAUGUUCACGUUGUAGCUCGCUCGCUAACCGACCAGCUGGCUAACAGAGAGCAGUUACUAGCUAGCUAUCUACCACAGCCAAGCCGCCGUGAAGUGGAGAAUGGGAGAAAAGCUGGAGCUAAAGCUCAAAUCGCCGGUUGGAGCAGAACCCGCAGGCUAUCCGUGGCCGUUACCAGUAUACGAUAAACAUCAUGAUGCUGCUCAUGAAAUCAUCGAGACCAUUCGGUGGGUGUGUGAGGAGAUCCCUGACCUUAAACUGGCCAUGGAAAACUACGUACUCAUUGACUACGACACCAAGAGCUUUGAGAGUAUGCAGAGACUUUGUGACAAGUACAACAGGGCCAUCGACAGCAUUCACCAGCUGUGGAAGGGGACUACCCAGCCCAUGAAGCUGAACAAGCGUCCUUCCAACGGGCUGCUGAGACACAUCCUACAGCAGGUGUACAACCACUCAGUGACCGAUCCAGAGAAACUGAACAACUAUGAGCCUUUCUCCCCUGAGGUGUACGGAGAGACCUCUUUCGACCUGGUAGCUCAGAUUAUCGACGAGAUGGAAAUGAUGGAAGACGACACCUUUGUUGACCUCGGCAGUGGUGUUGGGCAGGUAGUGCUGCAGGUUGCAGCAGCAACUAACUGUAAACACUACUACGGUGUAGAGAAAGCAGACAUUCCAGCUACCUAUGCAGAGUCCAUGGAUAAAGAGUUUAAAAAGUGGAUGAAAUGGUACGGGAAGAAACAUGGGGAGUACACACUGGAGAGAGGUGACUUUCUGUCUGAAGAAUGGAAGGAAAGGAUCGCCAACACAAGUAUUAUUUUUGUGAAUAACUUUGCCUUUGGGCCAGAGGUAGAUCAUCAGCUGAAGGAGCGCUUUGCUAACAUGAAGGAAGGUGGAAAAAUUGUGUCCUCCAAACCUUUUGCACCUUUAAAUUUUAGAAUAAACAGUCGAAACUUGAGUGAUAUUGGCACAAUAAUGCGUGUGGUGGAGCUUUCUCCACUGAGGGGCUCCGUGUCCUGGACUGGAAAGCCGGUGUCCUACUACCUGCAUACCAUAGACCGCACUAUACUUGAAAACUAUUUUGCUAGUCUCAAAAAUCCUAAACUCAGGGAGGAGCAAGAGGCAGCUAGGCGACGUCAGCAGAAGGAUACCAAGGACAGUAAAAGCAAUAGCACCACGCCCACAAAACCGAAAGAACAAAUCAAGCAGGACUCCUGCAGUGAGGAGGAGCGUCCUAGCUUGGUGACAGUGGUCAAGCCCACUGCCAAACCCCGAAGAGCCCGACUAUUGCCCAAAGCUCGCAAGCUGAACAACAAGAAACGUGGUCGACCCAAGAAAGCCGCCCCGGCUGCAGAGAAGAAAAACAAGAAGAAUCAGAGCGCGUUGGAUCUGCUGCAUGCCAAGACCCUUUCUGCAGCACCCCCUCAGGAUGCAUACCGGCCACCUCAGAGUCCCUUCUACCAGCUACCUCCCAAGGUUCAGCACUAUCCCUCUAGUCAACUGCUUCUGAGCCCGACUCCUCCUGGUCUGCAACAACUGCUUGAUAACAUCAAAGUUCAAUACCUCCAGUUUAUGACCUACAUGAAGACCCCUCAGUACCGCUCUAACCUGCAGCAGCUCUUGGAACAGGAGAAGCAAAAACACAGGGACCUGUCAGGGCAGGCGGAGCAGCUCCACUCUGUUUGUCAGACACACAAGGACAAGAUCAAAGGUCUCUUUCAGACUAAACUAGAUGAGCUGGGAGUGAAAGCCUUGACUGUGGAGGACCUGCUGCAGGCCCAGAAGGAGAUAUCAGCCCACAAUCGUCAGCUGAAAGAGCAGACUAAGCAGCUUGAGAGAGACAUGGCCUUGCUGAGAGACCACAGCCUGCUGCUGCUGAAGUCUCGAUGUGAGGAGCUGAAGCUAGAUUGGGGCUCUUUGUGUCUGGAGAGUUUGUUAAAGGAGAAGCAGGCACUACGCAGACAAAUCUCUGAGAAGCAGAGACACUGCUUGGAGCUGCAGAUCAGCAUUGUGGAGCUGGAGAAAAGUCAGAGGCAGCAGGAGCUGCUUCAUCUUAAAUACAGCCCCUGUGACGGCUCCCCAUACAGAAAGGGCCUGGAAUCACGCUCUUCUGCAGACAUGGACUCCUCUAAACUCGGCCUGUCCUCGGCCCCGACCCUCAACGGCGUCAGCCCAGAGCUGUCGAUGAAUGGCACCAGCUCACCAUGUUUCGAUCGGGCCAACACAAAGGGGGAGCUUCUUUCUCGCUACCUACCCAUCUCUCCAGACCAUGAGAUUGUACCCGCCAUCCCCGAUGCCCGGCAGAGGCAGCAAAGUUCCUCCCACGCUCUUCCUGAUUACACACGCUUCUCUCCCGCCAAGAUUGCCUUGCGGAGGCACCUUAACCAGGACUCCACUGCUUCUGCUCACUUGAGAGGUCCAGGGCUGACCACACACAGGGAAAUGGGUUGUGUUAACUCUCCACUCGGAGCCAAACUGAACUGCCCCUCUCCCAAUUCAUCUGAAGCCCAGAAUAAAGGUUUUGAGAGGGGCGGUAAGGAGAGGAGCCCAUCUGUUCAGGGUGACAACAGCAUCACAAGCCUUCCAAUAAGUAUCCCUCUCAGCACUGUACACCCAAGUAAACUACCAGUCAGCAUCCCUCUGGCUAGCGUGGUGCUGCCCAGUCGUGCUGAGAGACUGAGAAGUACGCCGAGUCCUGUGUCUCAGGCCGGUCAGACCAAUGGAUAUUCAUCCAGUUCAGGGCUGAUGAAUGGAGGUCCCCAUCCUGAGGACCAUAAUGGUGCUUCUUCAUCACCCCCUCCGCACUCCAACACUCCUUUAGCAGGACCGAUGGGCAGAGGAGGUCCCAUCCAGAGUCCACCACUCAGCACUGGAGGUGUGCUCCAGUAUGCAGAUGGACCCCCGAGGAUUCUUCCAGAAGAUGGACAGGAUCGCCAAGGAGGUGAAUCUGACACAGAGCCCCAGGACAGUGAACUGCGGAGGAGGAUCUUUUUCUCUUCUUCCUCCUCUUCAUCCUCGUCUUCCUCUUCGUCAGGCAGCGGAGGCAGCGCGGCCGGAGGAUCACGCCUCCACCAUCACACUGGCAACAAGCAGGGAUACCACAGUAACCAUGGAAACCACCACCAUCAAUCCCCCAGCACGCAGCACACUCACACACCCACACACAUGUCGUCAUCGCACUCCUCUCACGGCCUUGGCUCUCAAGAGGGACGUAAACGGGGGAGAAGGAAACGCAGCUCUACGGUGGCUGUCACAGCCAGCGGAUCCCCAAAGAGGAGGUCAUUCCCCGGGCUCAGCUCCAACAACCACUCCUCAGGAUCGCCACUCAACAUUAACUCCAUGGUGAACAACAUCAACCAGCCUCUGGAGAUCUCCGCCAUCUCCUCCCCAGAACAAUCAAGCCGCAGCCCCAGUGGGCCUGACCUGGACCAACCUCCCAUCUUGAAGAGAGAGCGCCCCCUGGAGCUCAAUGGCACGGGUCGCUACUCCUCUGCCCCCAGCUCUGAUGAAGAGGACUCGGGAUACCCUGCAGACAGCUCCAGUUCCCGAAUUGAAAGAAAAAUUGCCACUAUAUCCUUGGAGAGUAGAGAUGGACCUGGUAGACUAGGAGAUGGUGAAAGAGGCAGGAAGUCUGGUAGCAGCAGUGGUAACAGCACGGGCAGUGAGGCGUCCUCUUCAUCCUCCAUGUCCUCAACCAGCAAGUGGAAAUCCACCUUUUCUCCCAUCUCUGACCCCAAGCAACCCAACUCUGACCUGAGACAGGGGGGCUCUCCAUUCGGCAUGGGAGGGUCGAGCCGGGGAACAGACUCAGACUCUGACCACAAACAGCAGCAUCAGCAGGUGAGGAAAGGAAGCGAUGGAGAGUCAUCCAGCUACAUGAACCCCAACCCCUUCCUCAGUCAGGAGGCAGGGCCCCGGGGUGGAGGUGGCAGCGGCGGCGGUGGUGCCCAGGGAGGCGGCGGUUCAGACCAACGCCAGACCCUCCAGAAACAGAAGACCCCUCGUGACUGGGAGCUGAAGACGAGCAGCAACCUGGCCAGUCAGAACCUCUUCAUAUCUGCGGCUGCCAGCAGCGGUGGGGGUAUCCUGAGCGGGAAGGUGGGGGGCAGUCCUGUAGCAGUGUCCUCAACCACAGGACCCUCUGUUGGACAGUACCUGGGUUCUCAGUUCCCGCUCGGAGGGACCUCAGUCUUACAAUCCUUGUUUGGGGCUCAGACAGGUGGAUCCACGGUGGGUGGGACCACGAGGCUCGUCAAUGGACACUCUGCCCUUGGAAGCUUCUCCAGUGCAGGGCUGGCAGGGGGAGCGGCUGGAGGUAAUUGUUGAAAACUACCUCAAAAUUAAAUAAACUAUGCAAAUGUCCAGGUGUGGACCAAGGCACUCUCCUCACUCACUGGUGCUUCAAAACGUCUGCACUACCCCACCGCCUCCAAGACCGGCUUCUGUACUGGGAUCUCUGAGACUCACACGUACACACACAUACACGCACGCACACACACACACACAUGCACACACACACACACUAACCACCACUAUGGUCACCUUGAGCAGAAUUCAGAGGUACUGGUCAUGUUUAUGUGUGGAGUGUUAAAACGUUUGACAAUAGUGGCGUCAGUACUGGCUGCUGCUCAGCACUGAAUGAACUGAAUUAUUAAGAUGUCCAGUUUAAAUUAAAGGUGCUCAAUAGUACGACGGUGUCUUUUUGUGUCUUAGUUACGAUUAUAGCAACUAGCAAAAUCUGCUUUAAUAAUUCAGUGUAACAUUUAAUGACAGAUUGAAGCACAUAAUCCAUCUUUUUGAUCUGAAUCUCAUCAUGUGUCACGCUCCCUUCGAAGUCGCGGUUAAUAUGAGUGCACGUGUCUACACACUCAAACACACACAGACCAGUUCAUUGAACUCUGCUCGGAUGUCAUGCAGUUUUGCCUCUGCGUGCUCUUAUCUCUGCUCUCUUCCUUCUGCGAAAUUCUGUUUUGUUGCAAUAUACAGUACUGUGCAAAAGUCUUAGGCCACUUUGAAUUUCAUUUUAGCAGGGUUAUAAUGACCAUACAUAUUUGUUUCUCAGUAGUCUCUUUACUAAAAUACAGCCAGUAUACAGUAUUAAAAAUACAAAUAUUUCAGAAUAAAACAACCUCAUCAAGUUGCAAACAUUUACUGUGACCUCUAUUUCCACUUAGCAUGUCUUGAACUCUCGUAGGCAGGCAAUAUGAGAUUUAUAAUUCUAAUCUUCUUGUGUAAUUACACCAGGUAGCAUUCAAGACGUGUCCAAAGCUCAGUAUUGAUUGUUUGAGCUACCUUUUGUUAUGGUUGUAUGAUUCCAUGUUUCACACUAAAUAUUGAAUUGAG
Plectropomus leopardus (leopard coralgrouper) is the source of this 5506-nucleotide messenger RNA. RefSeq names its product DOT1-like histone H3K79 methyltransferase (gene dot1l). Gene Ontology annotation, biological process: DNA repair; regulation of transcription regulatory region DNA binding; DNA damage checkpoint signaling. Gene Ontology annotation, molecular function: histone H3K79 methyltransferase activity. Gene Ontology annotation, cellular component: nucleus. NCBI's taxonomy places the organism in Eukaryota, Metazoa, Chordata, Actinopteri, Perciformes, Serranidae. The record is from RefSeq and is a predicted model, not a curated record.